AUCACUACUAUCUUAUAAACACUCUGUCACCCUUACACAUAAUCAUUCUCAUUCCAUACCCUCUGUCUCACACUGACAUUUUAAAACUAAUAUACCAAGGUGAUCAAAACUGCUACUAUGGAAGGAGAUGAUGCAUCACCGAACAACAAGAAAGCAGAAAUCGACACAAGUGCGCCGUUCCGAUCAGUCAAGGAGGCUAUAAUGCUUUUCGGUGAGAGAGUUCUAGCUGGAGAAAUCUAUACCAGUAGGCUCAAAGAGCUACAGAAUCGAAGAACUGAAGCCGAGCAUGAAAGUUCUGAAAAUAAUGGAACCAUUGCAGUUGAGUUGGAGGAGACAAAACAGAACCUUGAAAAAGCUAAGGAUGAAAGCAUGUUAAUGGCAACAUAUAUCUUAUCUCUGCAGAAAGAUCUUGAACGUACAAGGCAAGAACUCCAGCAUAUAAAAGAACAACGAAUGGAAAAUCUGCAGCUUAAGCCAGAGGUCGAAGAAGAUGUUAAACAUGUUGAGACUAAGUCCGCAACAAAAUAUGACGAGAUGAUAACUAGUCAUGAUCAGAUUCAGAAAGUGGAGUUCCUGAGCAAAAAAUACGUAACAUUAAGAAAUCCGCAACCUGUAGCCAAAAUUCACGAGGUGCCACAAGAGGAGGAAGCAGUACUAAAGAGACAUCCUUCUUUGAGGAAGAAGAAAAAGAAGUCGAUCCCGCUAUUUGGCUUCCUUUUUUCUAGAAAAAGAGGAGACACUGAUGCUAAAGGUGCAACAGCUGAAGAAGCUUGAUCGAUUUCAUGGCAUCACACAUUUCAUUACCAGUUUAGAUCGCGUAUAAUUAUCAAAAUUUAAUAAUAAAUAUUUGUGCUUGAGUUAAUUUCAUUUUAUAUCAAACAUAAGUUUAUAAUAUACGUCUGGGAGUAAGGCAUCAUCUGACACAA
This is a messenger RNA of Daucus carota subsp. sativus, 926 nucleotides long. Its product is annotated as WEB family protein At1g75720-like. Bases 118 to 774 code for a protein of 218 amino acids. The transcript has 2 exons. The record is from RefSeq and is a predicted model, not a curated record. Gene Ontology annotation, biological process: chloroplast accumulation movement; chloroplast avoidance movement. Gene Ontology annotation, cellular component: cytosol. NCBI's taxonomy places the organism in Eukaryota, Viridiplantae, Streptophyta, Magnoliopsida, Apiales, Apiaceae.